This is a messenger RNA of Suillus subaureus, 1035 nucleotides long. RefSeq lists its product as uncharacterized. The coding region runs from base 1 to 1035 and encodes 344 amino acids. Lineage: Eukaryota; Fungi; Basidiomycota; Agaricomycetes; Boletales; Suillaceae. The transcript is spliced from 3 exons. The record is from RefSeq and is a predicted model, not a curated record. Gene Ontology annotation, cellular component: nucleus.
AUGGCAGCAGACUCACAAGUUGAUGAUUUCUAUUCUUCCUUCGAGCCCUAUGGUUCUGAAUUCACAAAGCAAGGUGGUGGCCUUGACUUUACUUCAUUUCACUCGCCUUCAGACAUCCUCGCACCCCAUCCCGAUCUAUUCGAAUUAGAACUGGAUUCAAGCCUUGCGGCUUUCAACGAAGUCCAGCUGCAGCUCCUCACCGUAGACUCCAACGACGCUUACUCCUUUUUGAGAUCCGAUACUCCAACGUGUGGUCCUCCUUCCACGAUCACCGUUUCUUCCGAGUCUGCAUACGACACUCUUUCCACCCACUCAGAGUCCCUCUAUAACUACCCGGAUUCUCCUUCCUUUUCUGCCAGUUGCUCCUUUCCUCUAGACCUAGAGAUGGAUUUCCAGCGUGUCCGCGUCGGUGGUAGCGCUUGUUCCGACUAUGGUAUUAAUUCCGCUGCGCAGUCCAACAAUAAUUCUCUUCCCAUGACUGUCGACCCCAGCACUUUUGGGGCCUUGCCCCUUAGCCCCCGCAGUCCUUCUGUGACUGCGCCUGCUGCAGACAGUUCCUAUAAGCGCACAAGCUUCUCAGACUAUGGUGGCGCAACUCGCAUUCCUGCGGUACCAAAGUCCUCGACCGCAGAAUAUUUCCUCAACUACAUUUCCAGCACUGACCCCGGUGUCGCGCCAUCCAACAUGGGUGUCGACGAUCAGUCCAAAGACGAUCCUCGUAAAAGGUACCAAUGCCCUUCAUGCCCGCGAGCAUUUGCUCGGGCUUACAACCUGAAGACGCACAUGGCAACCCAUGACCCAAAUCGUCUUAAACCCCAUGUGUGCCCUCAUCGCUCAUGUGGGCGGUCUUUUAGCCGCAAACAUGAUCUUGGCCGUCACUUGGUCAGCAUUCAUCGUGAUGAAUCCGUGGCUUCCACGCCGUCUGCAGCAGUCAAGUCUAUAGGUGUCGACAGCGGUCACAGGAGUUGGUGUGACAGCUGCGGCAAAGGAACAGUCGGUGCCUCAGCCCAGUGCUUGUGCGCCGACAUCAAAUAG